CACCUGUGCCCAUCAUCCUGAUGCUGAUCCCUGUACCUUUUGAACUGUAUGCGCGUGCCAUGGAGUUGCAGUGACGAGAUAGAUAAGGAAUAUCGGCAUCCCUACUGGAAAGAGAGAUGAUGGAGCCCGCUGCGGAACCCCGGUGGAUGAUGCAUGCUCAUCAUUCAGCCGUAAUGGGCACCUCUGAUUCGGUGUCUCCUCAUGCUGGUCUGGGACAUCAUAGUUCGGGCUAUAUGGAGCCAGGAGCCCCGUUAUUACAACCAGACGAGGUGGAUGUAUUUCUCAGUCAUUUGGACUCUCAGGGAAACCCCUACUAUCACACACACGGGUCCCACUCUCAUUCCCGUGCACGGAUGUCUUACAGCCAAACGCAUGCACGCCUUACGGGUGGCUCAAUGUGUCGACCUCACCUGAUCAACACUCACGGUCUUUCUUUACUGGACAACAGCAAAUCGACCUUUUCGACAGCUCAGCACCACGGCUCGUGGACUGUCAGCCACCUGGGCAAAGCGGUUCUGCAUUCAGCAGGCGCCGAAACCCCCACCGGCCUGUACGCGGGCACCGGUGCGCCAGCCUCGGGUUCGAUGCCGUGCCUGUCGAUGACGCAACACUGCAGCGCUCAGCUCUACUGCCUGCCGCCCACCCCGCCCAAAGACGCGUCCCCGGACCCGACCUGUGCCGCGGUAAGGGAUGCCGCGAAGUACCAUCUCCAUCUAGUUGACGGGAUGAAGAUGGAGGGCUCCAGUCCAAUCCGUAGCAAUCCGCAUCUGGCGCAAACGACACCCCCUAUACCUUCAUAUCCCGAUUAUUCAGUAGCCGGAGCGCACGAGUAUCCCGCCAGUGUGUUUCACUCCAGAAAUCUGCUCGGAAACAUGUCGACAAAAUGCAAAAGUAAAAACCGCGCUUUCUCAGGACGUGAAUGUGUAAACUGUGGAGCUACAUCGACUCCUCUGUGGCGGAGAGAUGGCACAGGUCAUUAUCUGUGUAAUGCAUGUGGACUCUACCACAAGAUGAAUGGGCAGAACAGACCUCUCAUCAGACCCAAGCGCAGAUUGUCAGCAUCUCGACGAGCAGGCACCUGUUGUGCCAACUGCCAGACUGGGACCACCACACUCUGGAGACGUAAUGCCAACGGAGAGCCCGUCUGCAAUGCCUGCGGUCUAUACUACAAACUACACAAUGUGAACCGUCCACUUACUAUGAAGAAGGAUGGGAUUCAGACACGCAACAGGAAAAUGUCCGGCAAAUCUAAGAAGAGGAGAGGAGAACACUUUCAUCAGUUUGACAGUUGUGUGCACGACAAACCCUCUACCUUCAGCCACAUGGCUAACAUGCACCACCCGUUCAAUAUGACUCCGCAAAUACAAUUACAUCCUGCAUUCAGUCACAGCAGCUUAGUCACUGCUAUAGGAUGAGAGACAGCUGUAGAAGGCAACACAACUAAUCAACACUUACUAUCUCCAUUCUUUGGUUUCACUGUACAGGACAUUUCGUUAACACUUCAGAUGUUCAUUAUGCAAGGUUUAAAAUUCUAUUUGGUCUUGAUUUAAAAAGAUGCACUUUAUUUUGUGGAUUCAUGAAAUGUGUUUUAAGCCAACACGGAAUUUGAUCGCAGUACACCAAGAGUUUCGUUAAUUUGGUCAAUUUUAAUAAAUAUUUAUUCAAGUAUAAUCUCAACUUUCAUGCCUGAUUAUGUCAUUCAUCCGACUGCACUGUUAUGUACUUGUGAAGAAGGAAAAAGCCCCAUGUUUUUGACCAUAACAUAUGUUUUUAAACAUUUGUAAUUAUGUCUUUAAUUUAUUUUUCUGAUUACUUAUUUCCAAGCUUUAUGUGAACUAUUAUUAGCAUCAAUAGAAAGUUAAACUAUCCUUAUUUACUGUAUACACAUAUAACACUUAGAAGACACUUUUUUAUUGUACAUUUAUUUUCAAAUUUUAGUAAAUAAAUGAUUUUAAAACUGUU
Messenger RNA from Danio aesculapii, 1962 nucleotides. RefSeq names its product GATA binding protein 2b (gene gata2b). Gene Ontology annotation, cellular component: nucleus. Lineage: Eukaryota; Metazoa; Chordata; Actinopteri; Cypriniformes; Danionidae. Gene Ontology annotation, biological process: positive regulation of transcription by RNA polymerase II; cell fate commitment; negative regulation of transcription by RNA polymerase II. The transcript has 6 exons. The coding region runs from base 117 to 1415 and encodes 432 amino acids. Gene Ontology annotation, molecular function: zinc ion binding; RNA polymerase II cis-regulatory region sequence-specific DNA binding; DNA-binding transcription factor activity, RNA polymerase II-specific. The record is from RefSeq and is a predicted model, not a curated record.